This is a messenger RNA of Westerdykella ornata, 1505 nucleotides long. RefSeq names its product Di-copper centre-containing protein. Gene Ontology annotation, molecular function: oxidoreductase activity. Lineage: Eukaryota; Fungi; Ascomycota; Dothideomycetes; Pleosporales; Sporormiaceae. The record is from RefSeq and is a predicted model, not a curated record. The coding region runs from base 327 to 1505 and encodes 392 amino acids. The transcript is spliced from 8 exons.
CUGACAUCGACCAAUCUAGCCGAAAUACGAGCUGUAAAGGCGCGUAGAUCUAAUUGGUUCGCGGUAGCUCGCAACUGCUAACAUCCUAGCCAUAUUGGAGAUCUUCGUAGCUUCGUAAAUCCUACCUUUGCCGAAUUGGAUACUUGGAGAUGAAUGAUAGACACCGGUUGGAUUCAACAACUCGGCAAGUGCGCGCUGCGUGUUCGAAGAGAAGACAAGGAGAGGUAUCGUUGUUAUAGUCCCCUAUGGGUUGACUUCGCCGCCUCCUCCAUCGUCUCGCACCGUGCCCUACAUAAAAUAUUACUCUUUGUGUUGGCGGAUUGGACAUGAUUGCAGCGGCGUGGACUCUUUUCGCUGCGUCACUUCUUCUCGGGGUCGAUGCAAGUCCAACGAAGCGGUCGUUCAGCCUCAAUCGGAGAACCGAUGGCUUCCCGUAUCCUCUCGAUGAAGUAGACAAGCUAGAAGAAGAUGGCUUGGCCAAGUUCGAAGCGUAUCUCGCGAAGAAAAAGACCUCGUCUCAUGGCUGCACGCUGGAGAAUGCGGGUAAGAGGAUGGAAUGGCAUGAUCUCACCGUCGCCCAGCGGGAAGAGUAUAUCCAAGCAGUGCUUUGUCUCCAGAAGAAGCCUCCAAAAGCGGAUACGGCGAAGUAUCCGGGUGUGCUGAGUCGGUAUGAUGAUUUUGUCUUGACGCAUGAGACGCAGGCGAUGCAUCUUCAUUCAACCCCACAUCUGUUCCCAGCCCAUCGCCUGUACAUCUGGGCGUAUGAAAAGGCACUUCGUGAGGAAUGUGGCUACACUGGAUAUCAGCCUUACUGGAAUUGGGGAAGAACCGCAGCCGAUCCACUGAAUGCCCCAAUCUUCAACGGCAACAUGUCCAGCAUGGGCGGCAACGGCCUCAAAGCCGACUACCCCGGCGUCCCAACCAUGGGAUUCAAGAAACCCUAUGAUAUGAUCCCCGCCGACCUGGGCGGAGGCUGCGUCACUCAAGGCCCCUUUGCAAACAUGACCGUCUCCCUCGGCCCCAUCGGCACCGUCCUCACUGACAUCCCCAAAAACCCUCGAGCCGAUGGCUUCGGAUCGAACCCGCGCUGUCUGCGCCGCGAUAUCAAUCGCUACGCCUCGUCGAUGCUGUACGCGAAUUACACAUACAAUCUCAUCACGCAGGCCGACACGGUCGAUUUGUUCCAGAGGAAUAUGCUGGGUAUGCCGGAGAAGAAUGAUUGGGGUGUGCAUAUGGCGGGGCAUUAUACUAUCGGCGGGGAUCCUGGUGGUGACUUCUACUCGUCCCCAGGCGACCCCCUCUUCUGGUUCCACCACGGCAUGGUGGACCGCGUCUGGUGGAUCUGGCAGAUGCAGGAUCCGGAGAAGAGGAUGGGCGUGUUACCGGAUAAUCCGCCCAAAGAUGAUUUUGUGGAUUUGAAUUGGACGGCCGAAAGGGCGCAGACGUAUGAUUUGAAUGAUAGUAUUGGGGGAAAUGGGGGGAAGUUUUGUUAUAUCUAUGUUUGA